AUGAGUCCCAGACACCUCAAAACCGCGGCUCUGACCGCCAACGUCUCCUCUUCGGACCGCGUAUCCCAAAUCGUCAAAGGCGUCAUCGACGACGUCCGCCAAAACGGCGACGCCGCAGUGCGGUCCUACUCGGAAAAAUUCGACAAUUGGUCGCCCCCAUCAUUCAAGCUCUCGCCCGCCCAGAUCCAAGACAGCAUAGCCAAAGUCCCCGCCCAAACAAUCGCCGACAUCAAGCAAGCCCAGCACAACGUCCGCCUCUUCGCCGAAGCCCAACGCGCCAGCAUCAAAGACUUUGAAGUCGAGAUCCAACCUGGCGUCUUCCUGGGGCAAAGAAACAACCCCAUCGAAUCCGCAGGAGCCUACAUCCCCGGGGGCCGGUACCCGCUCCUCGCGUCAGCGCACAUGACGAUCCUCACGGCCAAAGUGGCAGGGGUGCGGCACAUCACGGCGUGCACGCCGCCCAUCGCGGGGGGGAUCCCGCACGCGACGGUGGCGGCGGCGCACCUCGCGGGGGCGGACGAGAUCCACAUCGUGGGCGGCACGCAGGCCAUCGCGGCCAUGGCGCUGGGGACGGCGACCAUCAGCAAGGUGCACUUCAUCGCGGGGCCGGGCAACGCCUUCGUGGCCGACGCCAAGCGCCAGCUCUUCGGCGAGGUCGGCAUCGACCUGCUCGCGGGGCCGACCGAGGUGCUGGUCGUGGCCGACGAGGCCGCCGACCCUUUCACCGUCGCCACCGACCUGCUGUCGCAGGCGGAGCACGGGCCCGACACGCCCGCCGUGCUGGUCGCGACGAGCGAGCGCGUGGCGAGGGAGGCCAUGGCGUAUGUGGAUGAGAUAUUAAAGGAGAUGCCGACGGCGGAUCUGGCGGGCAAGUCGUGGCGGGAUUGGGGCGAGGUGGUGGUGGUGGAUGGGGGCGUCGACGAGGCGUAUGCCGUCGCCGACGGGUAUGCGAGCGAGCAUGUGCAGAUUCUAACCCAGAAUCCGCGGGAGGCGCUGGAGAAGAUGACGAAUUACGGGGCCUUGUUUCUGGGGGAGAAGACGUGUGUUUCGUACGGGGACAAGUGCAUUGGUACCAACCACGUGUUGCCGACGCGGAAGGCCGGGCGGUACACGGGUGGCUUGUGGGUGGGCAAGUAUCUCAAAACUCAGACGUACCAGGAAGUGGUUGAUGAGAAGGCAAGCGGGGAACUCGGACGGCUCUGUGGCAGGUGCUCGAGGGCGGAGAACUUUGAAGGCCAUGCUCGAUCGGGCGACUUGCGGGCCAAGACCUACCUGGGGGAUCCGCACGCUUGGAUCGACCAAGCAAAGGCUGGAGCGCGGAUUGAACCGAAGAUCUAA
Diplodia corticola is the source of this 1338-nucleotide messenger RNA. RefSeq names its product histidinol dehydrogenase. NCBI's taxonomy places the organism in Eukaryota, Fungi, Ascomycota, Dothideomycetes, Botryosphaeriales, Botryosphaeriaceae. The transcript has 3 exons. Gene Ontology annotation, cellular component: cytoplasm. Gene Ontology annotation, biological process: L-histidine biosynthetic process. The record is from RefSeq and is a predicted model, not a curated record. Bases 1 to 1338 code for a protein of 445 amino acids. Gene Ontology annotation, molecular function: metal ion binding; NAD binding; histidinol dehydrogenase activity.